AUGGCGACUAUUUACGUUUAUAUUGCUCCUAUCAUGCUCAACAGCCCUGCGCUUGGAAUGAGUAAUACUGUUUUCUUCUGGGCUGGCACGGGCUUCCUCGUGUAUAUUCUUAUCUGGUUGAUGGUUCCCGAGACCAAAGGCAGGUCUUUCGCCGAGCUCGACGAGCUCUUUGCACGCAAGAUUCCCGCCUGGAAAUUCGCCAAAACUGAGGUAUCGGUUGAUAAUCGCCAUAGCGAAGAGCAGCUCAGAGGUGAGGCAUAG
Molecule: messenger RNA, 261 nt
Organism: Phaeoacremonium minimum UCRPA7
Lineage: Eukaryota; Fungi; Ascomycota; Sordariomycetes; Togniniales; Togniniaceae
Product: putative mfs alpha-glucoside protein
Exons: 2
Coding region: 1-261 (86 amino acids)
Biological process (GO): transmembrane transport
Cellular component (GO): membrane
Molecular function (GO): transmembrane transporter activity
Source: RefSeq, a predicted model, not a curated record